CGAGGUUGGCCGAGUGCAGCAUGUGUUCGCGCCGAAGUGGGGAGCGCCCCGGAGCGGCGCAGAUGGACGUGAAGAUAUUGGAUGUGGCGGCGGAGGGCGGCUACGGGCGGGUGUUCCGGUGCCUCGACGUCCACACGGGCGCCCUCGUGGCCAUGAAGCAGAUCACGAUGGUCAGGUUGAGCCAGGGCAUUCCGGCGCAGAUCAUCCGGGAAGUGUCGCUCCUCAGAGAGCUCCACCACGCCAACAUCGUGAAGCUGCUCAGGGUAGGGUUCACAGAGAACAGGUACGUCAACCUCGUCUUCGAGCAUCUCGAUUACGACCUUCAUCAGUUCAUUGUCAACCGAGGUUACCCCAAGGAUGCCACCACUGUGAAGAGUUUCAUGUUCCAGAUACUCUCUGCUGUGGCUUACUGUCACUCGCGGAAGGUUCUGCACAGAGAUUUGAAACCAAGCAAUGUACUGAUCAAUCAUUCCAAAAGGUUGAUCAAACUAGCAGAUUUCGGUUUGGCUAGAGAGUUUGCAGAUGACUUUUUAUAUACUGAGAAGUUAGGAACUUCCUGGUAUAGGGCACCUGAAAUAUUGUGCCACUCCAGACAAUAUUCAACUCAAGUUGAUUUGUGGUCUGUUGGCUGCAUAUUUGCUGAGAUGGUAAUUGGACAACCUUUAUUCCAAGUUAUUAAUUGCCGGGAUGAAUUGGAGGGGAUUUUCAAAUUGUUAGGUACCCCCACAGAGGAAACAUGGCCAGGAAUCACUAAAUUAAUGCCUAACCUUCAUAUCUACUGCUCCAAAUUUGAUCCAUUGGGCCUGGAAACAUUUGUUACUGAUCUGGAACCAAGUGGCCUGAAUCUACUAUCAAUGAUGCUAUGCUUGGACCCAAGUAAAAGGAUUUCUGCGGAAGCUUCUCUAAAGCAUGCUUACUUUACAGAUGUGAAUUGGAUUUAGGAAGCAGAGUCAGUGGAGCAGUCAUCGAGAUGCAUUCCCAUUCCAUGGUUUUUCAUUUAGAUUUAGGAAGCAAAGUCAGUGGAGCAGCCAUCGAGAUGCAUUCCCAUUCCAUGAUUUUACAUUUGAAUCUUGGAGAGAGUUCUAAGGAGAGAUUUGCCUUUUCUAUUUUGGUCGUUCCCAGAUUUGUUUUUUGGGGUCAGUAUGGAUUCUUAAAUAGUGCUAGGCAUUAGACUUACUAUCUAGACAACGAUAUAUUAUAGGAUUUUUGUUCAGGCGAUAUAAAACUUGUACAAGAAGCAUAGGUAAAGAUGACUUCACAGACUUUUGUUUUCUUUGCUGCAAUCGAUUGUAUAUGUGAUCCCAAUUUUUCAUGAGAAUGGUAUUACAAUUUUAUAUUUGUA
Messenger RNA from Glycine soja, 1342 nucleotides. Its product is annotated as cell division control protein 2 homolog. Gene Ontology annotation, biological process: regulation of meiotic cell cycle; regulation of G2/M transition of mitotic cell cycle; signal transduction. Gene Ontology annotation, molecular function: cyclin-dependent protein serine/threonine kinase activity; ATP binding; cyclin binding. NCBI's taxonomy places the organism in Eukaryota, Viridiplantae, Streptophyta, Magnoliopsida, Fabales, Fabaceae. The coding region runs from base 21 to 941 and encodes 306 amino acids. The transcript is spliced from 7 exons. The record is from RefSeq and is a predicted model, not a curated record. Gene Ontology annotation, cellular component: cytoplasm; cyclin-dependent protein kinase holoenzyme complex; nucleus.